AUGGAAAAUAAUAAGAAUUCAGAAGUUGUGGCAAAAAAACCAUAUGAAGUUGGUCCUUCAUUUGCUUUACCCUCGUUCAAAAAGAAUACAAGUGCAGCAAUAACAAACGAUAAGAAAGUUUCUGUUUGGACCCUUUCUAAUGUUGACAAUGAAGAAGAAACAUUGGAGAAUGAAGACGAGUUAUUGGACGAAGAAGAUUUAAUUAAACCGGACAAGAGUCCUGAUUGUGAAACUAGCGGAAAACGUAAAGCAUGUAAAAAUUGUUCAUGUGGUCUUGCUGAAAAAUUAGAAGAAGUUAAAGUUCCUGAAUUUACUUCAUCUUGUGGAAAUUGUUCUCUUGGUGAUGCUUUUCGUUGUUCAACAUGUCCUUAUCUUGGCACACCAUCAUUUGCACCUGGUGAAAAAGUUACAUUGGCAGGAAAUUUGAUGCAAGAUGAUAUUGAGGUUUAG
Messenger RNA from Entrophospora candida, 450 nucleotides. NCBI's taxonomy places the organism in Eukaryota, Fungi, Glomeromycota, Glomeromycetes, Entrophosporales, Entrophosporaceae. The record is from the annotation of a GenBank genome assembly.